Messenger RNA from Cuscuta europaea, 1251 nucleotides. The record is from the annotation of a GenBank genome assembly. Lineage: Eukaryota; Viridiplantae; Streptophyta; Magnoliopsida; Solanales; Convolvulaceae.
GCAUUUUUUGUUUUUUUACCCAUCCCUAAGAACCAUUUUCACCAUUGAGCUGCGGAACCACAUCCUACAAUCAGCGAAGAAAUCACUCCAAUCAGCAAUACAGAGUGACCUGCUUCAUCCAGUACUCGGUUUCAGAUGGAGCCAUAUAGAUUGAAUUCUCCACACACAUCUGUAAUCAUGUUUGAGGCUCUAGGAUACCAACUUCAGUUUUCUCAGGAUCCUAAUUCCAAGCAUUUGGGGACAACAGUUUGGGACGCAUCAAUGGUAUUGGUCAAGUUUUUGGAGAAAAAUUGUCGGAAAGGACGGUUUUGCCCAGCCAAAUUGAAGGGAAAGCGUGUGAUUGAGCUUGGAGCUGGCUGUGGAGUAGCUGGAUUUGGCAUGGCAUUACUUGGAUGUGAUGUUAUUUCGACAGACCAAGUAGAGGUGUUGCCGUUGUUGAUGAGAAAUUGUGAGCGUAAUACUUCUAGAGUAAUGCAAACGAUAUCUGAUCCAGAUUCAUUUGGUUCCAUAAAGGUCGCGGAGUUGAAUUGGGGUGAUGAAAAUCACAUAAAAGCUGUUGAACCACCAUUUGACUACAUCAUUGGAACAGAUGUUGUUUAUACAGAACACCUCUUGGAACCACUUUUGCAGACAAUUCUUGCACUGUCAGGACCCAAAACAACAAUUUUGUUAGGAUAUGAAAUUCGUUCAACUAAUGUCCAUGAAAAGAUGCUUGAAAUAUGGAAGAGAAACUUUGAGGUGAAGACUGUUCCAAAAGCAAAGAUGGAUAGUGACUACCAGCAUCCAAGUAUCCAACUGUUCAUAAUGAGCUUAAAACGAUCUGGAGGGAUCUCAGAAUGUACAUCACAAGGUGAUUUUUCUGCUCAAAAGAUGAAGUCGGGUGGAUACAAAGAACUCCAACAUGAAUCAGACGACGAAGAAGAAGAUAAUGAUAGUUUCAAGGUGGAUGAUUUGCGAGGAAAUGAAGGCGUAGGGGAUGAAAAGCUAAUCACUGAUCUGGAAAAUAGAAAGCUCAGUGAAUGGGAAACACGCAGAUAUGGUGCUGUAGCUGCUCGGCUUCUACGUGAUAUCAAGAUCACAUAAAUUAGUGGAGCUAUAUUAUCAUCAGAAGCAUUGGGGAGCCUUUUUUUAUUCUCCCAAUUUUCAGUAGCCAACAGCUUCUGUUCUCAACUUUAUUAUUGCAAACUAGAGUUGUGUCUACCUUCCCUCUUGGAUCUGUUCCAUGAUAGUUUAAUUAAAGACAAUUUUAAG